Messenger RNA from Prorocentrum cordatum, 4422 nucleotides. The record is from the annotation of a GenBank genome assembly. Lineage: Eukaryota; Dinophyceae; Prorocentrales; Prorocentraceae.
AUGCUGGGUUUCCUCUGGCCUGACCGGCCAAUAUUGCCCCCCGUGUUGCUCAUGCUCUCCUCUGCAGCUUCUUUCGGCUCGAACUUUGGAGACCUCGUAAACACACUGCUGGAGAUGUCGUGCUCCCAGCGGCUGGGCUCCAGGCUCCCUGCUUUUGCAGAGCCCCUGGCGGGUUCUCAGUCCCUGGCGGAUUUCCUCGAGGCGCCGCCACCAGAGGAGGUCGACCUGCUGCUCAAGGCUGGCAAGGGCGCGGUGCGCUCUGCGGUGGAGAACCCGCCCACGCUUGCUGGCGGUGGUCCCCUGCCAGUGUUCCACACGACAUGGCGGCAGCUUGCGGCUGUCGGCGAUUCCGACGACUUGCUGAACACCGGAGAGGUGGUGCUCCUGCACGUAUACGACUUGAACAACAGGUUCCGCCGCGCCAACAAGGUUACCUCACGCGGCCGCGUGGCGGUGGGGGGCGCCUUCCACGCCGGCGUCGAGUACCAGAUUGGGUCAGCAGGCUUCCUCGGCUGCUCCACGCAGGCCAGCGCGCGGGCAGCGCGGCACUGGCGGCAGGACAUGCUACCCACCGAGUUGUUCGCCGGGAGGCCGUCGUCGUGUCCAGGGCCGUGGCUGACGGCGCCAGGCGCGCUGCCCAGCGUGCGCGACUUGCCAUUACAACCCGCGAGGGGGAUGUCGCACAGUCGGCUUCGCAAGUUGCGCUCCGCGUCGUACGUGCUCUGGGAGCUGAGGUACUUCCUGCGGUCGUUGCGCAGCGGAGCGCCGCUCGUGGGGCCGCGAUCGAGACCAGCGCCACGACAGGCGUCGGUUCCAGAGGCCGAGGUCGACCGCCUGCUCGUUUACGGCGGCGCCUCCGGCUGGGAGCCGAGCGGCAGUGGCGAUGGCGUGGAGCAGGCGAUGAUGUUGCUGCAGGCCGCGGACGCCGUUGAGGAUCGCGACGCUCUGAUGCGAAACGUCUGGGCCGACGUGGAGUACGCCCAGGGCGAGGUCGGCAAUGCAGAGCUGGUCUCGCGGCUGGAGAUGCAGCUGGCGGGCCAGCUGGUGAGGACCGCGGAGGGGCGCUUGAAGGCUCGCAGGGACCUUGGUGCCAAGGAUGGCCUCUUCGGCUCCAACCCAGCGCCGCCAGAGCCGCGGCCCCCAGCGCGACCUGCGAAGGCACCGCCGCCUGGGGCGCCGCCGCCGGGCCAAGAUGGCUUCUUCCAGGUCGUGCUGCGCGAGAGCGAUGAGGUUGCCGGACUUGCGCGCGAGUUGCCCGCCGAGGAGCUGACUGCCACGUUGGCCACGCCGCGCAACUUGGGCGCGGCGUUGGACCUGGUGGGCGCUUACUUGAAGAACUAUGAGAUCGACAAGGCCGACCUCGUGCUCGAGCGCGUCGUGCCGCUAUGCCGCGAGAAGGGUGGCACGUGGUUGGUCAAGGCGCUGGACAAGCUGUGCGCAGUGCGCAUGAAGCAGUUCCGCGCUCAGGAGACCUUGGUGGCGUUGAAGGAGAUAGAGCAGUUAUGUCCAUUUGCGCCAGAGGAGGGAUGGGAGUUCCACGACAUCCUGUAUCGGAAUUUCGCCUGGUGCUAUUCCGCGCUGGAUGAGGAUGAGAGCGGCCACUUGACACCAGCUCGGAUGGACAGGGCGGCAGCCGCCAUCGCCCACACUCCAACAGCGCCGCCACCUGGGAAGCAGUACAGGGCCACUGUCGACGCCAUAUGCGAUUGGGUCGAGAAGACCAUCACACGGGCGCGAGGGCGGUCAGCUCUCUUCUUCGGCUUCGACCUGAAUGACGGGUUCGGCCUUCGUCAGCGAGGCCCGCAGAUCUUCGAGCAGGUGGACCCCGCGGCGCUGGGACCAUACGGGCGCCAGCUGCAGCACUACGCGGCCGACAGGAAGCCAGAGCCGCUCGGACGCUUCACGCUCGGGGUGGUCACCAGCGACUUCGACGUGGGGCCGACCUUCCACGGAGUGCGUAGCGCCACCUUUAUCGACCACAUCGCGGUCUUCGCGUGGCAGGACCACGUCCCGUUCCUGCUGCAGGUCAUCCGCACGCUGCAGAUGCACUUCGCUGGCCGCCCCCCGGUCCGAAGCGAGUCCAACGACUUCGGGCGGGGCGACUUCGCUUGCUGGCCGCUCGUCGAGACGUUCGAGAGGGCGUCGCGCCAGCUGCGCGCGCAUCGUCGAGUUCGUCUCAGCAGCGAGGUGCAGCUCCUCGUUGGCGGCAUGCGAAAUGCGUGGAAGAAGCGGCAGUUCGCCGAGGUCUGGCGCCUCAGCCACCAGCUCGCGGCCCAAUGUAAGGGGCCACGCCGACGACGCUACAGCGCCGGCGACAGUUUCCUCCCGCGGCGCGCCGAGAUCGCGCGGCACUUCGCACGGGCUGGCGCUGAUGGGGGCCUCGACGCGAUCCCGAUCGAGUUCGAGACGUACCGCCAGCACCCUGGCGUCGAUACGCUGGCAGAUGCAGGCGACGACGCCCGCGGAGUCCUGGUGGCGAAGAUGAGGGGGAUGACGAACCUCACCCUCGCCCUCGCCCUCGCCCUCGCCGGCGGCCAGAGCGGCAGCGCCAACCUCUUCUACCUCCAGCUCCUCGCGCAGACAUCGACGCCGCGAUCUGGCCGAGCGACGUGCUCUGCGCCGCGCGGUGCCCACUUCUGGAAGCUGCUGCGCCGCAGGGCACUCGGAUCUACGCGGUCGACACCUAUCGCGCGAGCGCGGUGGCCUCGGCCAGGAACGCGGGUUUCGUCUCGAGGCACUUGCGCUGCGAGCUGCGGCGCUGCGGAGCUGCGGCACUCGCGCUACGAGCCCUGCGGCUACGCGCACAACCCGUCCAAGAGCUCGGCGCUGCCCUGCCCCCUGGGCCGCGGCUCCCAGCGCGAGGCGCGCCGGCUCUUCAGUGGGGCGGAGGCCCUCGCUGGCGUCGCGCAGCACGACAACGUGGCCCUCGGAUUCCAGACCUUCAUCGUGGGCAGCGCGCAGACGGCGGCGCUCAGCGGGCUGAAUGCCCCUGUGCUCAGCGCGUCGCAGUGCCAGCAACUGGGCAAGGUGCUGUCGAGCAUUGGUCGCCGCUUGCUGGCUAGCGCGGCGCGCCAGAAAAUUCCUCUCCUUGGCGGUGAUGACUGGCCGAAGUUCGAUGACAAUUGCAAGCCGCCCGUGAAGUGCAAGGCCAUGACUGACGAGGCUGGCUUGAUGAGGCUUGGUGUAGCCCCUGCACCAACAGAGCUUCGGGUUCGUCGGCUACGUCAGUACCAACGCUGGCUUCGGAGCCCCAGCCAACAUCCGCAGGAGCUCGCCAUGGCGCGCGGAGAGCUGCCGCUGGAACGGACCCCAACGCUUGGCGCCGACGGCCCCGUCGCUGCCGACGCCAACCCGUGCGGGCUGAGUCUCGUCGCCGACGUCGAGGCGUUGCUCGAGGUUGCCGAGGCGAGCGAGCUGCGCAUCGCUCGGCGACGGGUGACCCCAUCUGGCGCAAUUCAGUGGAGACGGUGCGCCACCCUUCUGCCGGGCCCGGCGCAGACCAUCACGAGGGCCAUCCUUCGGAGCGCUGCAGGUGGCCGUGGCUUCCCGUGGCCGCAUGCCACCCGUCCGAACGGUGACUUGCGGGGGCGUUUCGACGCGGCCCUCCGGGCGCGCCCGGGCCGCGCCGCAGCUGUGAAGAAGGUGAAGGGCCACGUUGACUCGUCCGAGGUGCAGAGCUCUUUCGAAGAGCACUGCCGCGCGGGGCACGAUUUUGCCGACCAGUCUGCUCAUCGCGGCCGCCGCUAUCAUGGGCCUCGCCGGGGUGACGCCCGCGCUGCCGUGGAGAGCCGCGCUGCCGCAGUACGCCGGGCGCACACUUCCCCCCUCGGCGCGCAGGGCCGCAUGUUGGACCAGCAGAGCGAGGUCAGCUGCGUCGAGCCCGCGGUGCCGUUCGAACUUGAGACCCGCGCGCGGCUCCCAGUCCUGGUCGACCGCAAGUGGCAUUUGCCUGACUUGGCCCCGUCCGUCAACGUGGUUCACCAGACCCUCAAGCAGAACAGCGUGCUCCUCCAGGCCUCGCUGCGCACCGCCCUGGCGCUUUUCGAGCGCGUGGCGAACGCGCUGCUGCGCGCAGAGGGGCGCGACGCAUUGCCACGCCAUGCGCCCUCGCAUGCGAUGUCCUGCCUCGCUGUGGACGUCCUGAACCAUGCGCCCGCAGGCAAUUCGCUGUCCGCGAUCCUUGAUCUCGGCACCAACCCGCCCACUGACGCGCUCAUACUUGCGGAGCUUCGCGUUGUGAGCGGGCGCGAAGCCGCUGGACGGCACUCCGCUGCGAACAAGGCCGCCGCGCGCCGAGACGGCCGCGGCCUCGUGUUCUCCGACCCACGCUGGCCACGCGCUGCACUUGAAUUCCCGCUGCCUCAGUGGCCGCCCGCCGCCUCGCGCCUGCGGCCAGGGCGCGGGGGCUCAUGCUCGAUGUGA